Messenger RNA from Lutzomyia longipalpis, 2541 nucleotides. RefSeq names its product coronin-6 (gene coro). The record is from RefSeq and is a predicted model, not a curated record. The transcript is spliced from 9 exons. Gene Ontology annotation, biological process: actin filament organization. Lineage: Eukaryota; Metazoa; Arthropoda; Insecta; Diptera; Psychodidae. Bases 684 to 2294 code for a protein of 536 amino acids. Gene Ontology annotation, molecular function: actin filament binding.
UUUGUUAAUGGAUGUCUAGUGUCCAUAUAUGGUGCGAUUCGUGCGAUUUGAUUUCCAAAGGAUUUCUGUCUCCAGAAUUGUGUAUUUUAUUUUUUCUGUUAUUAAAGAGUAAUAGGAAGUGUAUGUGCCUUUUCUUAAACAUUGUUCUAUUGUUUGUUAGGAAGUGAUUUUUUGUACUUUAAUACAAGAGUCAAAGGUGAAGCAGAAAAGGUAAAUGACGUGUGAGCACGGAAUACCUAUUAUUUUGUGGAUUUAUCACUAAAAAGAACUCGUCCAUAUUUGAAAAUAAGUUGGAUAUGGAGAUAUUAGGUGGUGUGAUGUGGGUGGUGCAUUACGGAGAGAGUGGGGCUGUGGCUGGAGAUGGGUGGAAAGAUAGCAAAAAAUAGGUUAUAUUAAAAAAUCGCUUUGAAAAUGUGUAGGCGGUGGUGUGAAAUGUGGUUUAUUUCGUAAUAUUUCGGGGCUCUUUAUAUACUUUGAAUUCAGCAAAAAUUACACGCUAUAGCACGCAAAAUCAGAUUCAUUCAAGAGUCAAUUUAAAAAAAAAAUAUUUCACGGUAUCUCCGUGUAACACCUGAGUAUUUAUCGGGAAUAUCAAGAAGUGACAGUGCAUAAGCGGCGAUUAUAUAAAUCUAAAGCUUCAAAGUCAUUAGAGUACAUCCGUGUAAAGAGAGCAACAACCUAAGAUGUCUUUCCGUGUGGUCCGGAGUUCCAAGUUCCGGCAUGUUUAUGGUACAGCCCUGAAGCGUGAACAAUGCUACGACAAUAUCCGUGUGUCCAAGAGUAGUUGGGACUCAACAUUUUGUGCAGUCAACACAAAAUUUCUUGCUAUUAUUGUCGAGUCUGCUGGGGGUGGAGCAUUUAUUGUUCUUCCACACAACAAAGUUGGUCGUAUCAAUGCAGAUCAUCCCCUUGUUGGUGGUCACAAAGGUCCAGUACUAGAUAUUGCCUGGUGUCCGCACAAUGAUAACGUUAUCGCGUCUGGUUCUGAAGAUUGUGUAGUAAAGAUUUGGCAAAUUCCUGAUGGAGGCCUUUCAAGAACACUUACGGAACCCGUGGUGGAUUUACUAUAUCAUCAGCGUCGUGUGGGUUUGGUUUUGUGGCACCCAUCAGCACUCAAUGUUCUCCUGUCCGCUGGAUCGGACAACCAGGUGGUCAUAUGGAAUGUGGGUACCGGUGAGGUGCUGGUGCAUAUCAGCUGUCAUCCAGAUAUUGUGUACAGUGCAUGUUGGAAUUGGGAUGGAUCGAAACUUGUAACAACGUGCAAAGAUAAAAAAAUUCGCAUAAUUAAUCCACGAACUGGUGAGGUUGAGAGUGAAGCACCCUGCCACGAUGGAUCAAAGGCAACAAGGGCAAUUUUCUUACGGCAUGGACUCAUUUUCACGACAGGUUUCAAUAAAGGAUCCGAAAGACAAUAUUCUCUACGAGCACCAGACGCUCUUGAAGAGCCAAUUGUUCUCGUGGAUUUGGAUACAUCGAACGGUGUCAUGUUUCCACUAUACGAUCCAGAUACAAAUCUUGUUUUCCUAUGUGGAAAAGGAGAUUCUGUUAUAAGAUACUUUGAGGUUACACCAGAACCACCAUUUGUGCAUUAUAUCAAUACAUACCAAACGCAAGAUCCGCAACGUGGUAUAGGAAUGAUGCCAAAGCGUGGAUGUGACGUGAAUAUCAAUGAGAUUGCCAAAUUUUAUAGGCUUAACAACAAUGGUUAUUGCCAAAUAAUCUCAAUGACCGUACCGAGGAUGUCAGAACUUUUCCAAGAAGAUCUCUACCCGGAUACAAUUUCAGAUGAAGCUGCAAUUACAGCGGAAGAGUGGUCAGCUGGAAAGGAUGCUGAUCCCACACUGGUAUCACUCAAAGAUCGUAAUCUUUUUGUGCAGGGUGGUUACAUCUCUCCUGGGCAGGCUAAGCAGCUUACUGUAACAAAAAAAUCAAAUGUGCUAGACAAGAUUCCCCCGAGAGGUCCGAAAGGAGCUGUUGGAGCUCAGCAAAGUGUCAACUCAUCUGCCUCUAAUGCCGCAAAUAACAAUAUUGUUGUUCAACAGUCUAUGGGAGUUUCGGAACAAGAACUGAAGGAAAUACUUGAAGAGAUUCGCAAGAGUAAGGAUGAGAUAAGAAAACUAAAGGCCGUCAUUGUGAAGCACGAAAAUAGAAUUCGUGCUCUAGAGGCUCCUAAUAAAACAAGAGAAGAACAUGAGAAUGGAUCGAGUCAUGUAGAUGCUGGAUCCCGAUUGAGAAGUACUUCAGACAUCGAUACUCCUACUGAAACCCUAAAAUUGGCACCAGAUGAAGUAUAAGAAGUGUUUUGUUUUUUUUUCUAUUUAUUCUCACGGAUACUUCAAUUUUUUGUAAAAGUUCUACCCACCCCUCUUACUCUUAUGUUUUUUUUUUCAUACACAAAUAAAAAAGAAAGAACUAUAUAGGUCAAUACCAGACAAUUGUAUUAAAAAGGAAAGAGCGUAGUUACUUUCAAUGCACAAAAUUUGUCGAAGAGAAUAUAAAAUUUGGUUUUAAUAAAAGGAAUACGUUGACGAUUAUUUUCAA